CAAGAAGAAAGCCGCGGGUUUUCUGCUUUGCUCCGCGAUGUGUGAUUGAUUUGGUAUGGUAAUAAGGAGGCGGAGCCGAGGCGGAGGUCUUUCUUUUAUGGCAAGCGCGUGUCGGACCAGGCGCUGAUCUUCGGCUGGUCGUCUUCCACGGACCCCCAGGAUGUGAAAAGUGGCUUUCGGCUGGUGGGCUACGUGGAGCGAGGCGCUUUGUUCGGGCAGCAUUCCCAGGUGGAACAUGCUCUAAGAUUCAGCUCAUUUCCUGAGAGGGAAAAGAUGAGAACAAUCUUGACAAGCCUGGUCAAAGAGUGAUUUGCCUGCCUCAAGAACUUAAGAAGAUGAGGAUGUCCAUCGCAGGCAGUGUGCCAAACUGCCCAGGAUAGCUCAAGCUCAAUGCAAAGGAAGGAAAAAGGAGCUCCACAAAUCUUUCAAUAUGUGCUCUGGUGUAUAAAGCUUCUGCCAGGCCAGUGACUACCUGUGAGUCACCAUGACGACCAAACAGCCUCCCCCUCUGAUGAAGAAGCACAGCCAGACGGACCUGGUGAGCCGUUUGAAGACACGGAAGAUCCUAGGGGUUGGGGGGGAGGAUGAUGAUGGAGAAGUUCAUAGAUCAAAGAUCAGUCAAGUCUUGGGCAAUGAAAUAAAGUUUGCUAUGAGGGAACCCUUGGGACUCAGGGUUUGGCAGUUUGUGUCAGCCAUCAUAUUUUCUGGGAUUGCGAUCAUGGCUCUCACAUUUCCUGAUCAGCUCUACGAUGCUGUCUUUGAAGAAGAGUCUGUCAACAGCAAGACACCCAUCCGUCUGUAUGGAGGAGCUUUGCUUAGCAUCUCCCUCAUCAUGUGGAAUGCGCUGUACACAGCUGAGAAGGUCAUCAUAGACGCUGGGACCCCUACCGACAGAAGGCCAUGCUAUCUUUGGAAUACAGUCUCCUGGUUACCACCAUCACCCUGGUUGAGAUUGGCCAGGCGUCCCUGGGAGCUGCACUUCUCCUCUUCAGCAGAGUCCUCUUUGUCUGCAUCAGCAUUUAUUAUUAUUACCAAGUUGGACGCCGACCCAAGAAAGUGUAAUUUCGAAGGCUUUCCAAGUGUGGGGGCCAGGGGGUCAUAAAUGUUGCAUUCUUUUUGUUUACUUGGUUUUGGUUUUUUUUUAAAAUAGCAGACAUUUCUUCUUAACUAGAGCAUGCAUUGAUGUAUACAUCCAGUGCUGGUGCCGAUGCUAAAUGAAGCGUGGAAAGGAAGAGAGCAGAGCUUGUCUGACUCCAUGAAGCUGUUUGGAGGGAGUGAGAAAUAGAAGAGCAGAGACAAGAAGGGGGUUAGACGGAUUCAGGGGAUGGGGGAGAAAGGACUGGAGAACAUGCUCAAAAAAGCCCAUAUAGCACAUUUAGGCUGAAUUCAAAGGUAGAAGCAUUAGAGAUAAUGUUGUGUAGGGUGGCCCAGUAAGGAUCAUCUCUUGUCAUGGGGUCAUCUUGUCUUGGAGCAUGGGACACACAGUUUGCAUGCUGCAACCUGAGCUGGGAGGCCACAGUACUGGCGCAAAAUAAGACACAGGAGGAAGCAGCAUUAAGCCUUACUAUUUAACUGCCAGGUAAGAGGACUGGAAAGUUUUUAAAAAUGAUGUAGGGAUUGGUACUGCUUCCUCACCCCCACACUUGCCUUUUUAAUAAACAUUAACUAUUCUGACUGAUCGUUCUACCAGA
Sphaerodactylus townsendi is the source of this 1691-nucleotide messenger RNA. RefSeq names its product tumor protein p53 inducible protein 11 (gene TP53I11). The record is from RefSeq and is a predicted model, not a curated record. The transcript has 8 exons. Lineage: Eukaryota; Metazoa; Chordata; Lepidosauria; Squamata; Sphaerodactylidae. The coding region runs from base 485 to 1102 and encodes 205 amino acids.